This is a messenger RNA of Eurytemora carolleeae, 2112 nucleotides long. Its product is annotated as E3 ubiquitin-protein ligase Nedd-4. Gene Ontology annotation, molecular function: ubiquitin protein ligase activity; sodium channel inhibitor activity; protein binding. The transcript is spliced from 23 exons. The annotation marks the transcript as partial. NCBI's taxonomy places the organism in Eukaryota, Metazoa, Arthropoda, Copepoda, Calanoida, Temoridae. Gene Ontology annotation, biological process: ubiquitin-dependent protein catabolic process; regulation of dendrite morphogenesis. The record is from RefSeq and is a predicted model, not a curated record.
AUAUUGUUUAGAUGGGAGGAGGAGUUCCUUAUGAGACUUAAACCUGCAGAACACAAGAUAGUACUAGAGGUUUUCGACGAGAACAGGUUGACGAGAGACGAUUUCUUGGGACGAGUUGAGUUGGAUCGUCUUGGCAGUGCAGGAGGAAUACCACGUGAGCAGGCGGGCAGAACUAUUCAAAAUAAGUCAUAUAUUCUUCAACCUAGAAGCGCAAGAUCUAAGGUUCGAGGGAACCUUCUCCUUUACCUGGGAUUCAUAGCAGAGUCCUCACCACCAGAGGAGGGUGAGGAGACCGAUGCCGAGCAGAUUCCUGAUACAGAGCCAGGUUGGGAGAUGUUGGAGGGGGCAGUUGGUGGGGCGGAGAGAGGGGCGGAAGGAACACCCGCAGCGGAGACGCAACCAGGCCAGUCAGUGGAGACAGGGGCGGAGCCGGAUGAAGGAGAUAGUCAAAAUGUACCCCUACCGGCUGGCUGGGAAGAAAGACAGGAUGCUAACGGUAGAACCUACUACGUCAAUCAUAUCGCUAGAACUACACAAUGGCAGAGACCUGGGACAGGGGAGGAGGAGAUCAGUUAUAUAACAGCGUCUGGUGAAACUCAAACCCAGGAGGAAAGAGACUGCAGUACACGGAGUAAUCAAUUCAACAGGUUUCCGCCAAUUUUCUCGUAUUUUUUAUCUGAGAGCUCUGCUGUUAUUGAUCAGAUGCACAAUCUUAUUAUUCAAGGAGAAGAUAGACCACAGGGUGGUACUAGGUCAAGCUAUAAUGAUAACGAUAACGAUAUUCUAGCACCAGCUGCCCCGGUCAAAUCUGUGAGUGAUGAGGGCCUCCCUUCAGGCUGGACUUUACAGGUUGCGCCGAACGGCCGCGUGUUCUUUAUCGAUCAUAUCUCGAAGAAGACGACCUGGGUGGAUCCGCGCACAGCUCGUCCUUCUCCUCUGCCUAGUCAAACUAACGUGCCCAACAGGGGGAAUAUAUUUUUUUUGAGAAAUUGUACACCUUCCCUUAGUGAAUUUUAUUAUAUUAUAUCUUAUCAUAACAAAGUCCGGACAUCAGUCUCUAAUAUUGUGGUGAAUAAAGUUGAUUGUAUUUGUGGGAGCAGGAUCUUCUUUAUUGAUCAUAACACACGGAUAACCCAGUGGGAGGAUCCCAGGAUAUCCAAUCCUCAGAUAGCUGGACAGGGAUUCGCCAGAUCGAGGCAUAUCGGCCACGCCCCUAUUCUCCACACUUUUAGAACGUUCGGCUCUAACCUGGGAACUCAUAUAUUUAUCUGUAACAGAUAUAAUAUAGACUCACUUUCCUGCAACUCUCAGAUAAAGAGAGGUUCAAUUCUAGAGGAUUCUUAUAGACAGAUCCACAACAUUCCAGCUAAUAAGGUUGAUACGUUAAAAACAAAGCUUUGGAUUGAAUUUGACGGUGAAGUUGGGCUGGACUAUGGUGGAGUAGCCAGGGAAUGGUUCUAUCUGUUGUCUAAGGAAAUGUUUAACCCCUACUACGGAUUGUUUGAGUAUAGUGCUACGGAUAAUUACACUCUACAGAUAAACCCAAACAGUGGUGUUUGUAAUGAGGAUCAUCUAUCCUACUUCAAGUUUAUCGGCCGUGUUGCCGGUAUGGCCGUUUUUCAUGGUAAACUUCUGGACGGGUUUUUCAUCCGGCCCUUCUACAAGAUGAUGCUGGGCAAAUCCAUAGAGUUAAAGGACAUGGAGUCCGUGGAUACUGAAUACCACAACUCCCUUCGCUGGAUUAAGGAAAAUGACCCCGCUGAGCUUGAACUAGCUUUUCAGAUUGACGAGGAGAACUUUGGACAAACAGUUUCUAUAGAGUUGAGACCUGGAGGCAAGGAUACUAGGGUUACUGAUGAGAAUAAAGAUGAAUAUAUCCAGAGAGUUAUUGAAUGGAGAUUUAUUAAUAGAGUCAAGAAACAGAUGGAUCAGUUCUUGUCUGGGUUUAAUGAAUNAAUUCUAGGAAGUAUAGAUGUGAAGGAUUGGAAGCAUAACACCGUCUACAAGGGUGACUACCAUCCCAACCAUAUUGUUAUUCAAUGGUUCUGGAGAGUUGUACUGUCCUUCAGCAACGAGAUGAGGUGGGAAUUUUUUUAGCGGAUUUAUGGAAGA